AUGGCUGAUUUCAAGCCCGGCGGUUCAGCUGAGACCUCCUCAGGUUCCUUUAAACCCGUCAGGACGUCGAGGAGUCACCAGGAGCUCCACAAGGAACUGCUGCUGGCCCACAGAAAGGGUCUGGUGCUGAGCAGCAAGCUGGAGCUGCAGCGGGUCCUGGAGAGGAGGAGGAGGGAGCAGAGUGAGCGGGAGGAGCAGCAGCAGAGCAGGACUCCUCUGGAGGAGGUUCUGCUCAGACGCCAGCGGAAACAGCAGGAGCAGGAGAGACAGCAGGAGGAGCAGGUCCGGGAGGAGGCGCAGCUGCUGGAGUUUGUCAGAGUCCGACAGAACCUGAGGAAGAUCCAGAACAAAUCCUCCAAAUCCAGUAAUGAAGAAUACACUGAGAAAAAAUGA
Lampris incognitus (smalleye Pacific opah) is the source of this 393-nucleotide messenger RNA. RefSeq names its product actin-associated protein FAM107A. The coding region runs from base 1 to 393 and encodes 130 amino acids. The transcript has 3 exons. Gene Ontology annotation, cellular component: neuron projection; stress fiber; synapse. Gene Ontology annotation, biological process: regulation of actin cytoskeleton organization; actin filament polymerization; actin filament bundle assembly. Lineage: Eukaryota; Metazoa; Chordata; Actinopteri; Lampriformes; Lampridae. The record is from RefSeq and is a predicted model, not a curated record.